UUGCCUCAUAGAUGCCAACUUCUCCUCAGUAUGCCUGAUCUCAUCCAAGCUCCCUAGCCAAGAUGCCCUCAGGGCCGGGCUGAUCCUGUGAGGAGGAGGACACCGACACUCCCCAUUGCAUACCUGCAGACGGUACAUCCGCUCAUGGUUUUGUUCUGAUGUCUCCUCUUUCUCCAGAGGUGCAGCUGGAUCCCAGUAAGGCGUGGUGCCCGGUGAUCGACUGCCAGGCUGUGUGCAGCGUGGUGCCCGGGGUAGAGGGCAUGCCGACCCCCCUGCCCUGUCAGGCCUGCCACGCCAUCUUCUGCUGCAGCUGCAGUCAGCCCUGGCAGGACGAGCACGUCUGUUCCAGCAGCCAGGCCCUCACGCCAGCCUCUUCUGAGGACAGAUGUUCUCCUGACACACCCAUCAAGCAGUGCCCCAUGUGUGGCGUCUACAUCGAGCGCAACCAGGGCUGCGCCCAGAUGCUGUGCAAGAACUGCAAGCACACUUUCUGCUGGUACUGCCUUCAGAACCUAGACGGUGACAUCUUCCUGAGGCACUAUGACAAAGGCCCCUGCAGAGACAAGCUGGGCCACUCACGGGCAUCUGUGGUCUGGAACAGAAUGCAGGUGGUGGCCGUGCUGGUGGGGGUCAGCAUCACCAUGAUGGUCACCUUUCCGUUCCUGCUACUGGCGUCCCCUUGCAUCUUGUGCUGCAUCUUCAAGCCCUGUCGCGGAAAGAACCGGAAAAAGAAAAAGACGAAAAGGAAUCCAGAAAGUGCUCCCGCUGACCACUAGUCUGUCACACACACACACACACACACACACACACACACACACACCGAUCACUUUCAUGUGCCAACUCUCACGGGAGAGUAAAAAAAAGAAAAACAGUCUAGUUAAAGGUGCACAAGUGCCUCACUCUACAGUGCCUGGUCUUUGGUGGUCAGGAUUUUUGUGUUGCCUUCCAUUGAUUUAUGCAAAAAAUACGUGUUGUUUAUAAGAUAAACAGCCAUGGCUUUGGACCAUAAACAUGAUAGAAUUGUCCCUUAAAACAAUGUGAAGCAUUAAUGUCAUGCAGGGUGCAAAAAAAAAAAAAAAAAGAACUGUACAUGUGUUGUGAAUGGACACGACAGGGCAUCAUUUUAGAGUUACAAUAGGCAGCAUUGCAAAGUAGGCAGGCUACUGUUCAAAUAGUAGUUGUGAAAAGGAGAGAUUUAAGAAGCGUAUGCCUAGAAAUCAACCUUUUUUCAGGUAUAAAAGGCCAUGUCAGGCAUUUGCACACAUUUCACAACUUGUCAGGUAAUGUAAAGAGAUGGUCUAUGCUAGUCGUUUAGUGUGAAACAUAUUAGCUAAGCGAAAAGCUGCCUAUUGCACCUUUAACUAUUCCCAUCUGUUGUUCCAGACCAAAGGUCUUGCUGGUGUAUGUGUAUGACUGCAUACAUACAUACAUUUGUGUUCAUAUGCGUGGACAUGUGUGGGUUUUGAGUUAUUUUUACAUUUUGUUAAUAUUUCUGCCACAGAUAUUUUGUAAAAUAUCAUUAUAAUUAAAAUAAGCAUUUAAAACCAUAAACAUGAACUUAAUGUGUGUUAUUCUGUUGGCACUCCAUAACAGUUAUAACCAGCAAUGCACUGUUGUUGUAUCCUGCCACCCUUGCUAUCCUUGUAUAACUAAAACUUUCAUGCACCAUAUCAGCCAACCAUAACAAAACAUAAUAUAUAACUCAACAAAUCUAAACAUGAAGUAAAUAUCGCCAUACACCAUUCUGGGCAGUGUCUUCCUCUUCCUCUUCAUC
This is a messenger RNA of Clupea harengus (Atlantic herring), 1774 nucleotides long. It is a transcript of the gene rnf144b, whose product is annotated as ring finger protein 144B. Gene Ontology annotation, molecular function: zinc ion binding; ubiquitin-protein transferase activity. NCBI's taxonomy places the organism in Eukaryota, Metazoa, Chordata, Actinopteri, Clupeiformes, Clupeidae. The record is from RefSeq and is a predicted model, not a curated record. Gene Ontology annotation, biological process: protein ubiquitination. The transcript has 4 exons. Bases 159 to 776 code for a protein of 205 amino acids.